UCAUGCAAAUGCUUUAAUAAGUAGAUCAUGAUACCAAGCUGAACUUCAUUUUCAUUACAGACGCCGCAUCAUCGUUUCCUUGCACAAAUCUACAGGCGCCACCGUUACUCCCAGAAUUAUCACUGAGUCUGCUGUUUACAGGAAGGCUCAGUUUUGCUUAAUCAAGGUUAUGGCCAUAAGUGCUCGGAAUGUUAGAAAAAUUCCAACCUCUGUUUCAGACCAUAUUGUCUGGCAUCCCGGAAUUGAAGCACAAACUAGAAUCGAAUAUAGAAAAGUCAAAUCCUUCCUUUAGCUUUGCAUGUCACCCUGAAUGCAUAAACCUACUCAGAACGCAAGGACCGAGGAGGAGGACGGGACGAAACUGAAGGCGCAACAGGUCAGCGACAGGUGGAUAGGCUGGCUAUGGUCAGGGGACGAUGCUGGCCAGAAAGAGCAUCAUCCCGGAGGAGUAUGUGCUGGCGCGCAUUGCGGCGGAGAACCUCCGCAAGCCGCGCAUCCGAGACCGCCUCCCCAAAGCCCGCUUCAUCGCUAAGAGCGGGGCCUGCAACCUGGCGCACAAGAACAUCCGCGAGCAAGGGCGAUUCCUCCAGGACAUCUUCACGACGCUGGUGGACCUGAAAUGGCGCCACACUCUGGUCAUCUUUACCAUGUCCUUCCUCUGCAGCUGGCUGCUCUUCGCCAUCAUGUGGUGGUUGGUGGCCUUUGCCCAUGGGGACAUCUAUUCUUACAUGGAGAAGGGGAUGGAGAAAAGUGUUUUGGAGUCCACUGUGUGUGUAACUAAUGUCAGGUCUUUCACUUCUGCUUUUCUCUUCUCCAUUGAGGUUCAAGUGACAAUAGGAUUUGGAGGGAGAAUGAUGACAGAGGAAUGCCCCCUGGCCAUCACAGUGCUGAUUCUCCAGAACAUUGUGGGUUUGAUCAUCAACGCGGUCAUGUUGGGCUGCAUUUUCAUGAAGACAGCUCAGGCACACCGCAGGGCGGAGACUCUGAUUUUCAGCCGCCACGCUGUGAUUGCUGUCCGGAAUGGCAAGCUGUGCUUCAUGUUCCGAGUGGGUGAUCUCAGGAAAAGCAUGAUCAUCAGCGCCUCCGUGCGCAUCCAGGUGGUCAAGAAGACCACCACCCCUGAGGGGGAGGUGGUGCCCAUCCACCAACUGGACAUUCCUGUUGACAACCCGAUCGAGAGUAACAACAUCUUUCUCGUGGCCCCGCUGAUCAUCUGCCAUGUGAUUGACAAGCGCAGCCCCUUGUAUGACAUUUCCGCCACUGACCUCGCCAACCAAGACCUGGAAGUCAUAGUGAUUCUGGAAGGAGUGGUGGAGACGACUGGCAUCACCACACAAGCAAGAACCUCCUACAUCGCAGAAGAGAUCCAGUGGGGGCACCGCUUCGUGUCUAUUGUAACUGAGGAAGAGGGAGUGUAUUCUGUGGAUUACUCCAAAUUCGGCAACACUGUUAAAGUAGCCGCCCCAAGGUGCAGUGCCCGAGAGCUGGAUGAGAAGCCCUCCAUCCUGAUUCAGACCCUCCAGAAGAGUGAACUGUCCCACCAGAAUUCCCUGAGGAAGCGCAAUUCCAUGAGAAGGAACAACUCCAUGCGGAGAAGCAACUCCAUCCGGAGGAACAACUCUUCCCUCAUUGUGCCAAAGGUGCAGUUUAUGACUCCAGAAGGAAGUCAGAACACAUCAGAAUCAUGACAGCAAGACAAGCCCAGGGAAGUCUUCGACCCAGCGUUGACAUUUUAUGCAGGACACCGGCAGACAGUCCCAGAGCUGGAACACAGCAAUUUGUCCUUCUACGCCUUAAUGUACUAAAUGAUACUCAUAUUCCAAUAAUAGCACCUUUGUAGCAACAAACAAGGGUCAUGCCAGCAAGGGUCCAUGGCUCACACUUGUCUUAGAUGUGCGUGCCUGGCAGUGAUAGGCCUAAGUUUGUGUCCAAGUAGGAGGCUCCCAUUUCUUUCCAUUUGCAACGCAGGCAUGACAAUAACAGUAGUGGACUUUAAAUACAAAAAUUCGCCAAGGAAUAAUUCUGUUUGAAAUGUUUAGUGGGUGAAACCCCAGAUCUCUCUAUUUCAGUUGUUCACCCUGGAAAUGCCAAUAGAAUCAGAGGAGGAGGGACUAGGGGGGACAAAAAUGAUGUUUUUGACACCUCAGUGCAUGGCUCCAUAUGCAGCUUUUCCUUUUCCUCUACAGCUCAUCUAGUAAGAAGCCCAGGGCAACAACUGCUAUUAAGGGGAUUCUUCUCUCCCACGUGGUCUGUCACAAUUUGUGACCUCAAGGAUUUCUGGCCCUCAUGGGGCAGCCUGGGGGCAGAACUGCAGAAGAGGCUUCCAGGAAAGCUAUGCCAUCCUGUCUCAUUUAGGACUGAUCACCCUGUAACCAUUACUUUUUUCAGCUCACUUCUUAGCAGAGCCCCCCGCCAAGGAAACACUAUACAGACUCUUAUUAAAAUAUGUUCUCUAUAUUCAUUGUAGUUUUGUGAUUCCUUGUUUAUACAAUUAUCCCUAGUUAAAGCUACUCUCUCUCCCUCUCUCCCCAUUCGAAUUCUGUUGUCCCAAAGCAGCUAUAUUUUUGGUUUCUAAAAUGUCCUUUUGAGCUUCUGUCUGGGCCUGGUGUAGCAUGGAAAUUCCAGAACCUUUUUUGAUUGUCCCACCUCUUACCUUUAAAUUACAAUUCCUUCCCAGGAAUAUCUGAAGUCAGGCAUCAUGUUUCGGUUUAAAUUAUUUUCUGCUAAGUGAGCUGUUCUAUCAAAUCUUGAUUUAAUCAUUUUCACUGCUUUUCAAAUGAAGGGAUAAAGGCAUAGAGAGGGAUGCUGGGUUGCUAAACUAUGGGUUUAUUCUCAUUUUGCACAAAAUAACAGAAAGCUGAGCUCCCGGUAAACUUUUAUACAGGUAUUUGGGUUUUUAAAAUUUCGUUUGUGAACACUGAAAUAGGAUUUGAAUAUACUCGUUAUCAGCCUAUCUUGAAUGAAGGACUCAUGAUUCUGACCAGAUGAAUGGAAAUUAUUUCUCAGGUUACUCAGUUUAUCAUUCCUGAAAAAUCCUAAUCACUGCUUUGAAAUCCAGACUCAUGCAUCAAACAAGUACAUGAGGCCCCACUUGAAUACCUGUAUGAGUUUCCAACAUCACAUCUAAAAGCAAAUGAUUCAUUUUCACUGACAGAAGCUGUCCCUCCCAAGUCUUCUAAUCACUCAAACCAGAACCUGGGAGUUGUACUUGACACCUCUGUUCCAUAUUUCCCGUUCCACCCACAGCAAAAUCUGCUAGGUCUGCCUUCAAAAUAUAUUCAGAGUUCCACCAGUUCUGCCUCUACCACUUCCCUCCAUGAUCCAAGCUGAGCCGCUCACCACCUAGUAUAAAGAAAUGUAGCUGUACCAAUUAUGAGACUACUGAAACAUUCCAGUAAAGAAAAAUUGGCUUUAGUGAGACUUAGUCCAACAGAUGCUAGAUGCUGGCUCCCUGUUUCCCCCCGCUCCCAGGGCAGCUGAGCAGACCAAAAGGCAGCUGCCACACCAGCAAUAAAAACAUACAAGGUGCUUGCCUGCCAUUCCGUGGCUGCUCAGUGUUUGUGGCAGUGAUCCAGGCUCUGGGCAGGUAAUGUGGGGACAUAGACAGUGGGGCUGAUAUGCAGGAUAUCUAAGCCCAGUGGUGCAGAAUGCCCAGGGGCAAAUCUUGCUAUGAAGUGUGACAAUUUCCCAGUCACCUCCCAGCUGUCACCUGAAGCUCUGUGACAAGGACCUAGUGACAACCAAUUUAACGGGAAAGUCAAGAGUUUGAUGGGAUCCCUGAUUUUGAGAUUCAGCAGCAUGAUUUAGCUAGUGACAGUCACACUGAACAAAAAAAGCCACAUCAACAAUUUCCUAAAACCCACUAAUGUUUUAAAUUUUUACAGUGGUUUCAGAACCUAUUUUUGCUAAAAAAUAUUUAGGUGACUAAAAGAUUUUGGAACCAUACUGUAAGAUUAGGUGUGUAUAUUGUGUAUCAUUUUGAAUUAUGUAUUGAAUGUAAGUAUUUUAUAUUAGGUUCUCCACUCCUACCAAGUCUUCAUACAGAAGCCACAAUAUUAUUUUAAAUCCUAUUACAUCAUUCCCAACUUAAUGCAUUCCUCUGGCUUUCCAUUUUUCUCAAAAUGAAAGCCAAAGUUCUUCCUGAAGCAUGUAAGCCCCUGCCUCUCAUCAUCACCACUCUUCUUGAUCAUUCCCACCCUAUACCACACUGCUCUGGCUGUUCUUUGAAACAGAGUCAUACAUAUUUUUGUGGCAUGGAUUUGUUUCUACGUGGAGCAUUUUUCCUCAAAAAAACUUCCUGGGUCUCUCCUGUCAUUAUGUCUGUUUCCACCCAAGGGCCCUCUCAUGGGGCAGCAUGGUAGAGUGGGCAAGA
This is a messenger RNA of Talpa occidentalis (Iberian mole), 4372 nucleotides long. RefSeq names its product potassium inwardly rectifying channel subfamily J member 8 (gene KCNJ8). Gene Ontology annotation, biological process: potassium ion import across plasma membrane; regulation of monoatomic ion transmembrane transport. The record is from RefSeq and is a predicted model, not a curated record. The transcript has 3 exons. Gene Ontology annotation, cellular component: plasma membrane. NCBI's taxonomy places the organism in Eukaryota, Metazoa, Chordata, Mammalia, Eulipotyphla, Talpidae. Gene Ontology annotation, molecular function: ATP-activated inward rectifier potassium channel activity. The coding region runs from base 417 to 1688 and encodes 423 amino acids.